Molecule: messenger RNA, 2333 nt
Organism: Gopherus flavomarginatus (Mexican gopher tortoise)
Lineage: Eukaryota; Metazoa; Chordata; Testudines; Testudinidae
Gene: PODXL
Product: podocalyxin like
Exons: 8
Coding region: 355-1947 (530 amino acids)
Biological process (GO): negative regulation of cell-cell adhesion; regulation of microvillus assembly; cell migration
Cellular component (GO): apical plasma membrane; microvillus membrane
Source: RefSeq, a predicted model, not a curated record
CCGGGGGCGCAGGGAACCCGGCUGGGGGAGCCGCGGAGCAAAGGGCGCUGCUGCUGCGGGGCAGGGAGAGGCGGCGAUCCGGAGCGCAGCGCCAGGCGCAGGAGGAGGAGGAGGCGCGUUGCCCAGAGCCGGGCUCCCCGAAGCCCCCAAGCCCCGUGCAAGGAGGGGGUCGCAGAGACCGCGGGGGGCUGCAAAGCAGCGCCCCAGCUCCACGGGCGCUUGCCGCGCAGCCCCAGCUCUGGUGCAUCGCGCGGAGCCAGCCCCCUGCCCAGCCUCCCCGCCGGCCGUCCCCGCAGGGCUGGGGGGAGAGAGGAACCUGCGCGCCAGGGCUCAGCGGCGGUCCAGGGAGGCACCAUGCGUUGCCGGCUCCUGCUGCUCGUCUUGCUCUGCUGCAGGGAAGAUGCCAUUGAAAAAAAUUGCGUGACUGCUGCUUCCAUCACAAGUGCCCCAUCUGCUGAUGCCUCCUCCCAGGGCAGCCAACCCCCUGCUGAGACUACAGGUGCCCCGCCACCUACUCAAACCGUGACCUCCACCAAAGCUGACAUCUCACCCUCCACUGGCACUGGCAUCCUGCCUGCUUCUUCAACUUCCACCAACACCCUGUCUGGUGCCAGCACGCUGCCCCCCACCACCUCUGGUACACCAGGCAGCAUCAGCGCCCCAUCCUCCACUGAUGCUGGAACCUCACUUGGCACUGGCACCCCACCCCCUGCCGGUGCCCCAUCUCACACUAAUGCAAGCACUCUGCCCCCAGCUGACACCGGCACCUCGCCUACUAGAGCUAGUGCUGCCUCUGAGGGCAUGGCGGUGGUGGUCAGCACCACCACUGGUUCUGCAGACUCCUUCACCGUCGGUGCACCCACAGCCGCCCCUGUUGACCAUGCCCUCAGCGCCGCAGCCACCCGCAGCUCCGUGGCCACCCCGGAUGCUCCUGCGGCUGUUACCCCAAGCUCUACCAUCGCUGCUGACGUCCCCAGCUCUGCAGACACUGGUCCGGCAGCCGUGUCUCCAUCUCAGAAGCCCCAAACACCAGAAACCACUACAGGAAGCAGCUUAGGUGUUAAUACAGACAAGGAACAUACCACCUGGAAUCAGCCAGUGAAACCUGUGGUAGCUACGGAAAGUGCUACCAAACCUAGGGAAGCCGCAGUUGCAACCACACAGCAGGCUGGUGUUGUAUCACAGCCACCAGCCUCAAGCUCUGGAACUGUGAUCUCCAUUACAGCCAGCACAUCACUGAGCCGCCACACUCCAGCUCCUGGCAGGGAACCCAAGCCAAGUGAUUCUCCACCCCAAAAUAAGAUCCUUUGUGAGGACCAGAACCUGUCCAGCGACUCUGCAAUCAUUCUAACCCUGAAGGAGCCUAUACACUGUGGCAGCCCUGUGGAUCCCUCCCUGCACAACAUGCUCUGCAAAGCCGUGAAGGCCACGUUCAACCGGAGCCGAGACAUCUGCACCAUGCGCCUGGCCGCCGCUGGGAAGCCCUCCAACAAGAUUGCUGUACUCGGUGUUUCUGUGCAAACCAAUGCCGCACCCAAGGAGCUCUUUGAACUGCUGGGGACUAAGAAGGGAGAGCUCCGGCAGCUUGGCAUUGGCAAUGUCACAUACGCUGACAAGCAGAUGGAAGACGAGAAUGAGGACCGGUUCAGCAUGCCCUUGAUCAUCACCAUCGUGUGCAUGGCCUGCUCCCUGCUCCUCGUCGCUGCCAUCUACGGCUGCUGCCACCAGCGGGUCGCCCGUAGGAAGGAUCAGCAACGCCUGACAGAAGAGCUACAGACCAUGGAGAAUGGCUACCAUGACAACCCGACCCUGGAGGUAAUGGAGACCUCCUCAGAGAUGCAGGAGAAGAAGGUGAACCUGAAUGGGGAGCUGGGAGACAGCUGGAUAGUCCCCAUGGACAACCUCACAAAAGAGGAGCUGGAGGGAGAGGAGGACACGCAUUUAUAAGUGACAUGAAACUCUACCAGCAAAACAAAACAAAACAACCCCAAAACGAUCAGAGCCACAAGUGCCGUCGCUUGGAGCAUCCUGUGGAGCAAGGAGACACCCGGGUGCCUGAAUGCCCCCUUGAGGCAGGAGACCAUGACUGGCCUUUGCUCUGGCCCAAACGUUGUUCAAUCAAAACAUAUUCACUGUCCAGACUAGGUUGUAUUUUUGCUUCUGUAGCGGGAGAGUGCCUGUAUUUAAGCCUUGACUAGAGACGACAAAGUUCAGCUUCUGGCCAUUGUAAAAGGAUAAGAGCUUGAAGGCCUCUUGCAGGGCUUCUCAGCCCUUUCCAUAUGGGGACCCCUUCCGUCUAGCUGGGAUCUAGCACUAUGGGAAGGGCAGAGUGA